Molecule: messenger RNA, 925 nt
Organism: Teleopsis dalmanni
Lineage: Eukaryota; Metazoa; Arthropoda; Insecta; Diptera; Diopsidae
Gene: RpL6
Product: 60S ribosomal protein L6
Exons: 2
Coding region: 57-845 (262 amino acids)
Biological process (GO): cytoplasmic translation; ribosomal large subunit assembly
Cellular component (GO): ribosome; cytosolic large ribosomal subunit
Molecular function (GO): RNA binding; structural constituent of ribosome
Source: RefSeq, a predicted model, not a curated record
CGUCAGUAACCUUCCUUUUUACAAUAGUUUUUGUGUAGUAUACACGUGUUUCUAAAAUGGCACCCGUCGAAAAAGUUAAAAAGUUGGCUAAAAACGACAAAAAAAAAGCAAAGCAUCCAUUAAAUUCGUAUUUGAAAGGCGGAAUUCUGCGUUAUUCAAAAAGCCAGAUGUACAAACGCCAAACUCUAUAUCGCCUUAAAGAUAAGAAGAGCCCAGUUGUCAAGAGAGAAAAGCAGCCAAUUAAGAAAGUGAAAACGGUUGGUGGUCCUAAAAACGGAGGCGAACGUACUGUUUACUUGAAAAAACCUAAAAGUAACUACCCAACCAAAAAAUUCGUUGGCAAGCGUUCAGCUAAAAGGGUAUUCGCUAAUCACAAGCGAAACACUCGGUCUAAUUUAGUACCUGGUCGAGUACUUAUCAUGUUGGCUGGUCGUCAUCAAGGUAAACGAGUUGUUUUGUUAAAAGUAUUAAGCUCCGGACUUUUACUUGUAACGGGACCAUUUUCAUUGAACUCAUGUCCACUGCGACGUGUUUCUCAACGGUAUGUAAUUGGAUGCAAAGCCCGUGUAAACUUAGGCGACUACAAACUGCCAGAACAUAUAAACGACAGUUACUUCCGUCGUUUAAAAAUUAAGAAAGAGAAGAAGACAGGAGAAGCUGACAUAUUUGCUACCACAAAAGAACGAUUUCAACCUAAUGAACAGCGGAAAAAGGAUCAAAAAGAUGUAGAUAAUGUUGUAUUAAAAGCACUAAAAACUCAUCCAGAAGGCAAAUACUUCAAAAAAUAUUUACAAAAUAUGUUUGCUCUGCAUUCAUCACAAUAUCCACAUCGUAUGAAGUUUUAAGCCUUUGUGUGCAUUGAAAAAUAUUUUUUAAUACAUGAAAUAAAUAUUUCAUAUCGAAAAUAAACUUACAAGAAAAGUAA